Molecule: messenger RNA, 810 nt
Organism: Fusarium proliferatum ET1
Lineage: Eukaryota; Fungi; Ascomycota; Sordariomycetes; Hypocreales; Nectriaceae
Exons: 1
Coding region: 1-810 (269 amino acids)
Source: RefSeq, a predicted model, not a curated record
AUGUCAAACACAACAACCCCCAAGCCAAAGCGAGACAUGAAAGUCCUCUGUCUCGGCCUCCCUCGCACAGGCACAGCAUCCAUGGCAGAGGCUCUCACUGUUCUCGGCUACAAAGACGUGUUCCACGGCCUCAAAAUCCUCGACGACAAAGAAGCCUGGAAGAAUCUCGAGCGCGCAACAGACGCUUCAUUCCCGAAUCUUUUCACGUACACUGGAAAACCAUUCACUCGUGAACAGUGGGAUGAGAUCUGGGGAGAAUGUGAAGCCACUACCGAUGUAGCGUCCAUCUACGCCCCGCGGCUCAUUGAGACGUACCCCGAUGCCAAAGUCAUCCUUGUAAUUCGAGAUUUCGACCCUUGGUUCAAGAGCGUUGACGAUAGUGUCCUCAAACAACUCUGGAACCCAAUCGCCGAGUUCUCCAUCAAAUUCGUCGAGCCGCUCCUUGGGUCUAGAGCAGGCCCAGCGGCGCGAAAGCAAAUGCUAGGACUUUUCCAAGCUAAUACAGUUGAAGAAGCUCGUAAGAACGCAAGAGAAACAUAUGAUCGUCAUCAUCGUGUUAUUCGAGAGAUGGUGCCCGAGGGACAACUACUCGAAUAUUGCAUGGGCCAAGGCUGGGAGCCCAUUUGUGAGUUUCUGGAUAAGCCUGUGCCGGAGAAGGAGUUUCCCUGGGUGAAUGAGGCAGCGGAACUACGGAGAAUUGUGAAAGAGAAGGCUAAGAGCAAUCUUGUUGCUGCUAUGGUGGUUGUUAUGCCGUGGGCUGGUGCGGUUGCUGCUUUGGGAGCUGGAUACUGGAUGGUGUAUAAGAGAUGA